AUGUCAGCGGAUGAAGAUAGAGCUGCUGGUCAGAAGUAUAUUAGAGAAAAAAAUUUUGCUGCCGCCGAGGCAUCGUACCGACAUGUGUUGCAGCUGUUGUAUGAGUCGGCCAGUCCAACUCUCGUAGAUCAAUCAUAUGCACUUCAUCAGUUGGGAUUUUGUCUGUACAAUCAAUCUAAAUACGAAGAAGCAAUCACGUUCUUGAAACAAGCUUUGAGCAUUAAACGAAUUAUUCGAGCGGGAAAUGAGAAGAGCUUGGCUCUUACUUUACGAAUGUUGGGCUAUUGCCUGUUGUAUACGGGCAGUCCUUCUGAAGCAGAAGUGAUACUAACAGAAUCGUUGACCAUUGUGAGGACUUUUGACGACAAACCAGUUGUUGCUCUUACCUUGUGUUUCUUGGCAUUGUCUGUAAAGGAACAAGGAAAGUAUGAAGAUGCAAUUGAGAGGUUAAAAGAGGGGCUGGAAAUCUAUCGAAGUCUGGAGCCCGAUCAUGAACUUGAUGCUGCAAGAGAAUGUCUUUUGCAUCAGUUUCAAAGUACACAGGCAGAAGAUUUGUUAAGACAAGUUACUGCUGUUAUACUUAGCAAGGUUGGCAACCAUAACAAGGCCUUAUAUUGUGCUUUGCUGGCUUGUGCAGUGAAACUAAAUGAAGGAAACGAAAGAGAAGUGACAGAUCUGCUGGAGCAGUCUAUCGAAUGGGCUGAUGGCAUCAAGAAGGAGACAAACAAGGCAAGAGUGCUGAGUGAGUUGGGACAAGUAUACAUGCUUCAAAAACGCUACAGUCAGGCUGAGAAAAUACUGAAUGAUGCAGUGACUCUUGACAAACAAAAUCCAGUGAAUUUAGUGCACCAAACUGCUCUAAUUCAUUGCCGUAUUGCUGAGUGCUUUACAGCAAAAAGGAAAGACAAGAAAGCCAUGACAUUUUUUUGUCUGUCACGAGAUACUUCAAAUUUAGCAGUUAAUCACCCUUUAAGAGGCAGAAGUUUGUUUGGCUUGGGUAAAAUCCUUGUUCAGCAGAAGAAAUGGAACGAAGGGCAAACUGUUCUGAGGGAAAGUGUGAGUAUUUUGAGGCAAUUGUUGCCAUUUCAUCCAUCUACAAUAGCAGCCAUUCUUGAACUUAGCGACUGUUUAAGAAAGAUGAACAAGCAUAAAGAAGCUGCGUACCUUUUGACACAACCAAAUGAAGUCUCUUUGUAUCAAGAAGAUAUUGGCAUGACAAGUCAAGUUGAUGAUUUACAAAAAGAAAUCACUAAGCUUCAACAAAGGAAUGAAGCCAACCAGCAGCUCUUGCUAGUUAAAGAGAAUGUUCUGCAAAGGGUUAUUGUGGAGCGUGAAGAAAUGGAGAAACAGCAUCAACAGCAGUUAGUACAGAUGAGAACUGAAAUAGAUCAAAUGAGUGCAAUGUUAGAAGACCGGAGGAGGCAGCUGCAACAGCAGGGAGAAGAAGUAGAAGAACUAAAGGCUUCACUGGAAGAAGAGAGAAAGCUGAUCAAUCCUUUGAGGCAAAAGGUGCAAGACAAUUACAUAACUAUUCAACGCUUGACGACAAACUUAGAGCGAAGUGAAAGAGCAAGGGAGCAGCUACAACAACUUCAACGCCAAUAUGAUCGUGUUUUACAGAUCAGUGGUGAUGAUUUGAUUAUGACAGGAACAAUCUUGGGAAGAGGAGCAUAUGGAGAAGUUGGUGUUGGCAUGUGGAUGGGUGUAUCAGUUGCUGUCAAAACAUUUUAUGAUUUUCUUCGAGCUGAUGAGUUGAACGCUUCAUUUAUUCAUCGAGAAGUGUCCGUGUCUAGUUGUGUUCAUCACCCUAAUGUCUUAUCUGUUUGUGGAGCUAUCAUUGAGAAUGAAGUUCCUCUUCGUAUUGUCAUGGAGCUGUUAGAAGGUUCACUGAGAGAUGUGAUCAAGGCCUCACGCAGAAGUAGAAGCUAUUUGUGUAUGAGGGAGCAAGUGGAUAUAGCUGUGGGAUGUCUGUGUGGUGUGAUGUAUCUUCAUCAGCUGCAACCUCCUCUUUUGCACGGAGACAUUCGUUCUACUAACAUCUUGGUUAGCAAGACCAUGGAAGCCAAAAUUGGUGACUUGGGUUCGACUCGUUUUGCCAGCGACAAGCUUUCUGUUGGUCCUCUCAGUGUAGAAUACAUUGCACCAGAACGAAUGAUGAAGAGUUCUGAUGGUCAGGAUAGAUCCAACACGACACAAGCCGACGUGUACAGCUUGGGUGUCACAUUGGUUGAGUUGUUCACAGGUGAAGACGCAAAGAGAGUUGUGCGUGACUCUCAGUUUUUGGCUGUUGCUAACAUUCAGCUUCAAGACAUUUGCUAUGCUAUGGCUGCUGAUAAUCCACAUGAUCGUAUUUCGGCUACAGAAACGCUCAGACGCGUGAACGCUUUGAAGCAGAAUGAUGGGUACACAGCAUGUCCUCCCAAAAGGAUGGUGAAAGGCAAAGAAUGCACUGAAGACGAAGUGACUCUUGUCGACAUGCAGUGGAUAUGACUUUGAAUCACUGACUUUUGAUGAGUUUGUUUGACUCUGGUUUGUUUCAGCUUUAUGUAAGUUUACUGAUUUUGGCAGAAAUAUUCAAUAAGAAAAUGAUGCAUGUUUGCAAUGUAUUAUGUGAUAUGAGGUGACAAUUCGUAAUGGUGUUAAUGUAUUUUACAGUUUUCUUUUUGUCUUUCCAUGCUUUUUACUUUUUUGUUGCAUAUACUUAUAUUAGAUACUUGUACGCACUG
Messenger RNA from Corticium candelabrum, 2726 nucleotides. Its product is annotated as probable serine/threonine-protein kinase drkD. The coding region runs from base 1 to 2490 and encodes 829 amino acids. The transcript has 13 exons. Gene Ontology annotation, molecular function: protein binding; protein serine/threonine kinase activity; ATP binding. NCBI's taxonomy places the organism in Eukaryota, Metazoa, Porifera, Homoscleromorpha, Homosclerophorida, Plakinidae. Gene Ontology annotation, biological process: protein phosphorylation. The record is from RefSeq and is a predicted model, not a curated record.